CCCACACUGCCUCAUACAUAAAUAGUGAGCAAACUUUCAUUUCUGAUAAGAGACUGCGUAGGACUGCUCACUGUUUUUCUGACACUGGAAAGGUUUUUUUCGCAGCCAUGAAAGUACUUCUUGUUUUUGCUCUGGUCGUCCUGAUUCAUGGCAGUUAUGCCACUUUGCUCAUUAAAGGGCCGACCCAUCCGGUUCUGGAAGGGGAGAGGGUCACACUGGAGUGCUUGUACACAGACUCUGAGGCCAACAUCAGCCAGGUCCACUUUGAGGUCUUCUCCAAGUACAUACAGAGCUGGCGUCAAGUUUAUGAGCGCUCACUGUGCUUCUAUUUGACUGAAAUUGAGCAGACCGGUGACAGUCUAGUGCUGUCCAUCCCCCAAGCAGGAAAGUACUAUGAGGGGCCUUAUCGCUGUGUGUCCAACGCUGAAAAUGUGACCGCACCGGACAACUCCUCCGAGCCGCUGGCCAUCAAAGUUCAUUACAUGGGAGAGCUGUCGCUGAUCAGGGAAGGGUACACCAGCUACAUGGGUGUCCCGCGGGAGCUGAAGGUGCAGCUCGGGGAUGACGUGGUGCUCAAGUGCUCUGCCAGCUCGUCGGAGAUGCCGAGCUACUUCUGGCACAAGGAGGGCAGCGACUGGAUCCUGCCUUCCUCCACGCUGACCCUGAACAAGGUGAGCGCGGCGGCCGAAGGACAGUACACAUGCAUGGCUAGUCAUCGUUCCGUGGAGUCGCUCAGCAAGAAACGCACCGUCAGAAUCACCGUACUUCCAGAGGGUGCCCCCUGGUAUGAGUCCAGUAAUGGCCGUCUCAUUUUGAUGACCUCGGCGGCGGCUGUGGCUCUCUUGGUGUUCAUCCUUUCCGUGAGCGUGUUCCUGUGCCGCAGGGCCAAGCAGGCCCAGGCCAGCAGGGGACCCAUUGACGACCGGUCUCAGAAAAAGCCCAUCUACAAAGGCAGCUCCGAAUCCCUACCCUCUGCCUGCGGAGACAAACAGCCUUUGGUGUGACUGCAAAGGCAGGUGGAAGGAUGAGGAGAUGGGGGAGGAAGAUAGAGCGAGAGACACGGAAGAUGGAGAGGGUGGUGGGAAAAUGAGGGAUGGCACAGAAAGUAUACUUAAAGUAGGAGGAAAUGGUAUAGGGUUAUGGAUGGUCACAUUGGGAAAGGAGGGAAGGAGGGGAGGCAAACUUAUUGAAAGACUGUCGGGAAUCAAAAUAAGCGGCAAGCUGGGUAUGAAAAACAAACUGAAGGGCAAGGGAUUUUCUUUAGAGACAUAGAGGGCGCUUUGCUUGCGGGUGAUUGCAGUUAUGCGUCAGGAACAGAAAGGUGGGCAAUUUUAUCUUCAUUUAUUCUGCAGCGUGGAAAAUGUUGAGCUACAUUCUUACCAAAAGCGAUGUUUGGGGGGUGGGGGGUAAUUCUUGUUCACUGCACUGAGAUGAAAAGACGUGACGGAAGACGCAAUUCUGUCCUUUUCUGCAAACAUAAUUACUCUGCUGUAUUACGAAUGAACCUAUUGGGUUAUAGGUUAAGGAUUUAUUUUGUUGAUUGGUUUCCCUUUGAACCUAUUUUCGUUGUUAUUCCAAAGAACAACCAGCACAAAGAAUCUGUGAAAAUGUUAUCAUCGACAGCUCUUGAGCACAUUGCACUCUACAAUUUAAUUUACUGUACUUUGGAUUUCUUCUCUAUUAAAUGGCUUCUUUUUUCA
Molecule: messenger RNA, 1700 nt
Organism: Scophthalmus maximus (turbot)
Lineage: Eukaryota; Metazoa; Chordata; Actinopteri; Pleuronectiformes; Scophthalmidae
Exons: 7
Coding region: 108-1004 (298 amino acids)
Cellular component (GO): plasma membrane
Source: RefSeq, a predicted model, not a curated record